This is a messenger RNA of Onychomys torridus (southern grasshopper mouse), 426 nucleotides long. Its product is annotated as 28S ribosomal protein L42, mitochondrial-like. The coding region runs from base 1 to 426 and encodes 141 amino acids. Gene Ontology annotation, cellular component: mitochondrial large ribosomal subunit. NCBI's taxonomy places the organism in Eukaryota, Metazoa, Chordata, Mammalia, Rodentia, Cricetidae. The transcript has a single exon. The record is from RefSeq and is a predicted model, not a curated record.
AUGAAAUCAGCAGUCAAAUGGAUGACAUCAAACAGAACUAUCUGGAAACAUUUAUUUCCAAUCCAAAAUGGAGCUUCAUCUAGUGUCUGUCAUAAGUCUACAUAUUCUUCUCUUCCAGUGGACUACAACUGCAAGGUAGAGCUGGCUUUGACCUCCGACGGCAGGACAAUAGUGUGCUACCACCGUUCUGUGGACAUGCCCUACAAGCACACCAGACCUAUCCCUCAACCAGACAUUUUGCAUAAUAAUGAAGAAACAUAUGAACAAGUGCUGAAAACCAAAUUAGAAGAAAAAAGCAAACAACUUGAGCAAGGCCCCAUGAUAGAGCAGCUCAGCAAGGUGUUCUUCACCACAAAGCAUCGCUGGUACCCGCACGGACAGUAUCACAGGCACCGAAAGAAACCGGAUCCCCCCAAAGACAUGUGA